AUGGCUUUCCACAAGCUCACUCGAUCUCAACGUCUGAUGGCCAUUAUUGUCAUCUCAUUCAGCUUCUUUGUCGCAGAACUCUCGAUUGGAUUCAAGACCCGCUCGCUUGCUCUUGUGGCCGAUGCCUUCCAUUAUAUGAACGAUUUGAUUGGAUUCAUAGUCGCACUUGUGGCGGUUAAGGUUUCCGAACAGCCUCAGACCCCCCGCAACCUUGCGUUCGGCUGGCAGCGCUCGCAGCUGCUGGGCGCCUUCUUCAAUGGCGUUUUCCUCUUAGCGCUUGGCGUCAGUAUCUUGCUUCAGUCCAUUGAGCGAUUCGUCGCACUACAACAUGUCGAAAAUCCCAAGCUGGUUCUCAUCGUCGGAUGCAUCGGUCUAACACUGAACAUCAUCAGCGCCUCGUUCUUACACGAGCAUGAGCAUGAGCCACCAGCGACAGGAGCCUUCGAAGAUGAUAACAGGAAUGCUGUUAGAAGACUUUCUGGAACUCACGUCGGACACCGUCACCCGAGCAUCAGCAGGCCGAAGAAAAAUGACCACGACCUCGGAGUCCUUGGAGUUCUCAUCCACGUGAUUGGAGAUGCCAUCAACAACGUUGGUGUCAUCAUAUCUGCCUUGGUAAUCUGGCUCGCAAAGUACCCAGGGAGAUUUUAUGCAGAUCCAGGAGUCAGCACUGGUAUCGCAUUUAUGAUCCUGGCCUCCGCCGUCCCUCUCGUCAAGAACAGUGGAUCGAUUCUAUUAGAGAGUGUUCCGCUUGGUGUCAAUUUGGAGGACAUCCGACACGACCUAGAAUCGAUUCCUGGCGUUGCCUCUGUCCACGAGUUACACGCAUGGCGUCUCAAUCAGAGCAAAGCCAUUGCUUCAGCGCACAUCGUAACAAAUGACUCCUCCUUGUCGCAUUUUAUGGCGCAGGCGGAACGCAUUGGCGAAUGUCUUCAUGCCUAUGGCAUCCACUCCGUCACACUCCAGCCCGAACUCGUGGAUGGGACGGGCGGUGACCGGGUACCUGUAGCGCAGAACGAGACUCCAGGUCUGCGUGCUCGACGGGGCGCCGAUGCAGUAUGUCGCAUUGCUUGCGGGACUGGUUGUGAGCCUUUAAUGUGCUGCAACUGA
This is a messenger RNA of Exophiala oligosperma, 1110 nucleotides long. RefSeq lists its product as uncharacterized. The record is from RefSeq and is a predicted model, not a curated record. Gene Ontology annotation, biological process: zinc ion transmembrane transport; intracellular zinc ion homeostasis. Gene Ontology annotation, cellular component: membrane. Bases 1 to 1110 code for a protein of 369 amino acids. NCBI's taxonomy places the organism in Eukaryota, Fungi, Ascomycota, Eurotiomycetes, Chaetothyriales, Herpotrichiellaceae. Gene Ontology annotation, molecular function: zinc ion transmembrane transporter activity. The transcript is spliced from 9 exons.